Schistocerca nitens (vagrant locust) is the source of this 1913-nucleotide messenger RNA. It is a transcript of the gene Vkor, whose product is annotated as vitamin K epoxide reductase complex subunit 1. The record is from RefSeq and is a predicted model, not a curated record. Lineage: Eukaryota; Metazoa; Arthropoda; Insecta; Orthoptera; Acrididae. The coding region runs from base 111 to 611 and encodes 166 amino acids. Gene Ontology annotation, biological process: vitamin K metabolic process; peptidyl-glutamic acid carboxylation. Gene Ontology annotation, molecular function: vitamin-K-epoxide reductase (warfarin-sensitive) activity. The transcript is spliced from 3 exons.
UUCGUGAGUCGCAUGUCGCACGUUGUUUGUGCUGCAGGAGGAAAUCUGUUAUUAAGAGCUCUGUUGGACUUUGUGUUUGUAUUUGGUGUGAGAUUCUAAUAAUUUUCGUUAUGGGAUUGAACGGUGCUAUAAUUGCUUCCUGUGUAUUGGGGAUGGGAUUGUCGUAUUAUGCGUAUGUUGUUGAAACAUCGAAAGAAGCUGAUGCCAACUACCAACCCGCGUGUGACAUUAGUGAACACAUGAGCUGCUCAAAAGCGUUUAUGUCAGAAUUCGGAAAAGGGUUCGGCAUUGUGCAUCGUACGCUGGGAAAAGAUUCCGCCCUACAUGUCUCCAAUGGCCUUAUUGGGAUGUUUUUCUACAGUGUUUUUGCCGCUCUGAGUUUCACAAGCAGUGUAGUAGCAAGCAGGAUUCAGUUGUUUAUGGCUGUCCUAUCUAACUUUGGCUCUGUCUACCUUGCAUAUGUUUUGUACUUCAUACUCUAUGAUUUCUGUGUGAUAUGUGUUACAACAUAUAUUGUUAAUCUUGUUAAUUUAAUUUUAGUAAUAUUGAAGUUACGAAAAGUUCCUAGUUCUACUCAGAAGAAAACUACGUCCAAAAAGAAAAAGAAUUAAAAUGAGUUAUUUGUACAGUUACAAGCUAAUUGUGUUAAUGAAAUACCAUUCCUUGAACAGGAAUGAAGAGUGAUCUCAUUCAGGGUAUAUUUUAAGGCCAGUAACAUGGUUAAGUCAACAGGUUAAAUGGGAAAAGGUGCUACAUGUAUUUUACUGUCCAAGCUAUUAAAUGACAAAUCAAGUACAAAAGUUGAACCAUAUAUUUUUGGAUUAUUUGUUUGAACAGUACAGAAAAGCAACAAGUAAAUAAAAGUCUGACAUGUUGGAAGAAACCAUUUCUAUUUUAGGACUGAAUUUUUACGUCCUUCCUUUACUAGAACAGUUCCAUCAUAUAUAUGGAUUUUUUAAUCAAGAGCUUUAAAAAUGACAAAAUGUACUAAAUGUAUAAUUAUUCCAAUGAAACUGUGCCAUUGUUAAGAAUAGAAAAUUGAAAGAAUACCUUUUAAAAGACAUCAUUUACAAAUAAUCUUGUAGAUAUGUUGUCAUAAUAUGUUUUAUUAUUGUAAGAAGCAUACUUUAAUUAAGUAGUUAAGACUGAUUCUUUUUUUCAUGUCUUUUUCAUAAUUUUUAGUGUAACCAUCAAAUGAAUAGUACGGACAUGCAGGUACUUGAAAUAUUCUGAGUUUUCUAAGUUCUCUGGAUGUUCCUUAAUUUUCUUUUGUGAAUGGAUAAAUAAAUGCUUCAGAGAUUUCCACAUCUGCUUUAUACUCACCAUCAUACUUAAAAAGGUUGGAUGCUUAAGAGUUCCAUUUAGAUGUUCCUAUGCCUGAAAUCACGGUGCUCAUGUUUUGUUAGGUCACCUAUCAUGUUAUCAAUGAAAAAGCAUCUCCAAAUGUGUUACAUAAAUUGUUAGUGUGUAGAAAAAUGAAAUUGUUAAAAAAUUUUAUGUACCAGAUAUAUUACAGAAAUACUGAGGCAACAGUUAACACACAUUUGUAAUAAUAGUUAAGAAUCUGAAAAAAUAUCUUGAGCUAACUGUAAAUGGGAGGAACUUAUGCAGUUGUUAUUACUCCCAUUUACUUCUAGAUUAACACUAGUAGUUAUUGGGGAAGACAAGAAGUGCAAUCUUAAAGUCAUAAACACAAAGAAAAUUAAAAUUUCAUUCAGAAUCACUUGUAUGUGAUCACCACAGUAGAAGCUUAUUUCUACUAAACCUUAGAGGUUUUUCCAGGUAUUGUUUAUUUGUGUUCAGCAAAAGUGUAAGUUAAAUUGCAAUACUUUCUUAUCUAGUAUGCCACUUGUAAGUAACAAUGUCAGAGAAAGUUAAUGGAGAGGCACAAAUCAUGUGCAAGCAUUAUUUUC